AUGCAGUACACUCCGUUCGCAUCGGACAUAGAGCUUCCCUUCUACACUUCGUUAGCGACUCUCAAAAUCAACCAUGACAAACUCGAUGAUUCCCCGCGCAAGUUGCUGGGCCUUUAUGAGAUCCGCUCCACGGAUACUCCAGACACUUCCUGUCGCAUGCAGAUCCACGGAAACGCCCUUACUAGCGAUCAUGCCCCAGUAGGUUACUAUAGAGCCGAGGGUAUGAUCAAGAACGUCAACACAAUCGAAGAGUACAGAAAUUCGGAUAAAGCGUCGAUUCUUCAGCAAGCUGCAAGGACGAUCUGGGAUGCGAUCAAUGAUGGCACCAUUUAUUCCUGUCCUUCUUUGCUAUCCUCAUUUGUGGUUCUGUCAUUUGCGGACCUCAAGAAAUACAAGUUCCAUUACUGGUUCGCAUUUCCCGCAAUACAUUCGUCUCCUCCUUGGGUCCCUGUAGCGAGUGAUACCCCCACGACGACAGGAAACAAUGCGGGAACCAGGGAAGCCACAAGCUUGACAGGUCUUGAAAGCUCGGCUCUAGUCGAUGCUGUGCAGACUUGGCGUUACGGAGUCGAUACUCGCCAGCAUGGAUUCUUCCUGGCUAAGAAGAACAGGAAUCCUUCUCAACAAGUCGAGGCGAAGGGUGAAGACAAUGAAAACAGUGAGCUGCCACCGGAAACAGCCGGUACAUCUGCGGAUAACGUCGGAUUUUCUUGGGAAAUCGCCUCACUCGCGACCUUCGAAAAAGGAUUUUUCAAGGACACCAACCCCGACGACUGCUAUGUUUGCUUUGCGGACCCUUCCAAUUAUGACACCGCUCCUGGCUGGAUGUUGAGAAAUCUCCUGAUUCUCGUGAGGCAACGAUGGGGGCUGGCUAGAGUCCAGAUCCUAAGGUACCGUGAUGUUCAGUCAAAGCGUGAUCAGGGCCGCAGUAUUAUAAUGAAGUUGGCGUUGGAGUCAACACCAACAGCAAACAUUGAUCCUAUCCCCGAGGAUGCCCUUCCAAAAGUGACUGGUUGGGAACGCAACCCUUCCGGGAAACUAAUGGGGCGUGUUGUAAAUUUGACGGAAUAUAUGGAUCCCCAUAGACUGGCUGAUCAGUCGGUUGAUCUCAACCUGAAGCUGAUGAAAUGGCGCAUAUCCCCUAAUCUUGACCUUGAGAGGAUAAAACACACAAAGUGUCUCCUACUUGGAGCGGGUACAUUGGGGAGCUACGUCGCCCGUAAUCUGCUGGGAUGGGGUGUACGAAAGAUCACAUUCGUGGAUAGCGGAACUGUUUCCUUCUCCAAUCCGGUCCGACAACCCCUUUUCAAUUUCCAAGACUGUAUAGGAGGUGGAGUCCAGAAGGCCCUUCGUGCGUCUCAGGCGUUGUCGGAGAUAUACCCAGGUGUCGAUUCGACCGGAUAUGCACUCACAGUCCCCAUGGCUGGCCAUCCGAUGACUGAUAGUCCCAAAUCCCGCAGCGAUUUUGAGCUGCUUCAAAAACUCUUCGAUGAACAUGACGCCAUAUUCCUACUUAUGGACACUCGCGAAUCUCGCUGGCUGCCCACGGUAAUGGGGAAGGCAGCAGGCAAGAUUGUGAUGAACGCAGCCUUGGGCUUCGAUACGUAUGUGGUUAUGCGACAUGGCGUUAAAACAGACUCAGAUUCGAGCCCAGGGCUCGGUUGUUAUUUCUGUAACGACGUGGUCGCGCCUGCAGAUUCUGUCAGAGAUCAGACACUCGACCAACAGUGCACUGUAACUCGUCCCGGAGUAGCAGCUAUAGCGUCUGCUCUAGCGGUCGAGCUACUGGUCUCCAUCCUCCAACAUCCGAAAGGUGCAGCUGCCCCGGCUGCUCAAGAAGAAAAGGAAAGCGAACAUCCUCUUGGUCUGGUUCCCCACCAAAUCAGAGGUUUCUUGUCAAAUUUCUCGAACAUUUCCGUUGUGGGCAGGAAUUACGACUGUUGCAGUGCAUGUUCAGAUAAUAUAGUCGAAGCAUACAAGGCAAACGGUUGGGAGUUUGUUAAGCGGGCUUUGAACGAGAAAGGAUAUGUGGACGAGAUAAGCGGUUUAAAGGAGGUUCAGCGGCAGGCUGAAGCGGCCGCGGACGACGUCGAAUGGGACGAUGAUGGCGAGGAGUUAGAGAUCGUCUGAAUUAUAGACGCGAACUAGUUCAAUAGGGACUAGAUCUCGUCUUGAAUGCCGUGACGGCCCUAAAAUGAAGAGGCUUGGUCAUCACCAGCGCCA
This is a messenger RNA of Paecilomyces variotii, 2223 nucleotides long. Its product is annotated as ubiquitin activating E1 enzyme-like protein. Gene Ontology annotation, molecular function: Atg12 activating enzyme activity; Atg8 activating enzyme activity. Gene Ontology annotation, biological process: protein modification by small protein conjugation; C-terminal protein lipidation; autophagy of mitochondrion. The record is from RefSeq and is a predicted model, not a curated record. NCBI's taxonomy places the organism in Eukaryota, Fungi, Ascomycota, Eurotiomycetes, Eurotiales, Thermoascaceae. The coding region runs from base 1 to 2130 and encodes 709 amino acids. Gene Ontology annotation, cellular component: cytoplasm; phagophore assembly site. The transcript is spliced from 7 exons.